CGACCACGGAUCAGUCCCUGGUAGCGACAUUACUGGUUAUUUGCUGUUCGUUGCCACUGUUUGCUGCAGAAGCGUCAUCGCGUCGACCUGUGAAACAACCAACACCUUGAAGAAAGAGCUGUGAUCAGAAACCAAGACAGGACAUAUUGUUGGGCUUAGGACAAUCACCAACCGGUCGUCGACUCGAGUUUAACGGUUCCAACACAUCAGUUCAUUCCCAUUACGACCUGCGAAGCGCAUAUUCAGGACAAAUUGCACCUAGAAUACUUCUUACGACAUAAUAAACAUGGCCGCCCCUGCAACGACGUCGCUGAAAUGCGUGGUGACUGGUGACGGUGCUGUCGGCAAGACAUGUCUCCUGAUCUCAUACACAACCAAUGCGUUUCCGGGCGAAUAUAUUCCCACGGUUUUCGAUAAUUACUCCGCCAGUGUCAUGGUUGACAACAAGCCGAUAAGUCUGGGUCUUUGGGAUACUGCUGGACAGGAAGACUACGAUCGACUUCGACCUCUCUCUUACCCACAGACCGAUGUCUUCCUGAUAUGCUUUUCCAUUGUCAGCCCUGCGUCAUUUGACAACGUCAAAGCGAAGUGGUACCCUGAAAUUGAGCAUCACGCACCCGGCGUUCCAAUCAUCCUUGUAGGCACCAAGCUCGAUCUGCGCGAUGACCCAGAGGUUCGCGAGCAGCUCCGACAACGCAAGAUGGCGCCAAUUCAGUACGAGCAAGCUGUGCAGGUUGCUAAGGACAUCAAGGCUGUCAAGUACCUGGAGUGCUCGGCCUUGACACAGCGAAAUCUGAAGAGUGUAUUCGAUGAAGCUAUCAAAGCCGUCAUCAGCCCCAGACCGGUGGCACGAACGAAGAAGUCCCGUUGCAGGAUCCUAUGAUUUUCUCUUCCUUCUCUUUUUCUUCUUUCGAGCAAUUUAUACUCCAUUCCGCUGCUAAUAAAUCUGUUCCCAUGUCUCUUUGAUCACCGCUUUGGUGAUGCUCUGGUCAAGUUCGUGUUCUUUCCAGCCUUGUAGUGCUUCAUAUCUGAACGUUACACACGGCGUUAUGGUUCUUGCUCGUGCAAAUGUUGAAGACCAAACGUCUCACGUUCGCUGCAUCGUUGAGACCAAAGUGCGUCGGCUCGCGGUAUACGGACUCUGCAUGAUUCAAAUUUAUCAACGUUACUCAGCGCUUCGGUAUUCAGGUGAUCCGUCAACAAGAAGCGCAUGUGAACCUAUCCAAUGGGCGUCCGAUCUUCUCGUCGUUGUCAAAAAAUAUCUCAUGACAUGCAUUGGCGCAGCAUCCAUGUAUUUUGA
Molecule: messenger RNA, 1300 nt
Organism: Dissoconium aciculare CBS 342.82
Lineage: Eukaryota; Fungi; Ascomycota; Dothideomycetes; Mycosphaerellales; Dissoconiaceae
Exons: 6
Coding region: 287-883 (198 amino acids)
Biological process (GO): cortical cytoskeleton organization; actin filament organization; small GTPase-mediated signal transduction
Cellular component (GO): cytoskeleton; cytoplasmic vesicle; cell cortex
Molecular function (GO): protein kinase binding; GTP binding; GTPase activity
Source: RefSeq, a predicted model, not a curated record